Coccomyxa subellipsoidea C-169 is the source of this 1028-nucleotide messenger RNA. RefSeq lists its product as hypothetical. Gene Ontology annotation, molecular function: protein binding. The record is from RefSeq and is a predicted model, not a curated record. Bases 235 to 792 code for a protein of 185 amino acids. The transcript has 5 exons. NCBI's taxonomy places the organism in Eukaryota, Viridiplantae, Chlorophyta, Trebouxiophyceae, Coccomyxaceae.
GUCUUUGAAUUUGGUGUUAAAGUGCUACACUUUUGUCAGAAAGGGUGGGAAAACACCAUCGCAGUCGUAGAAGUUGCGGCAAUGGAAACAAGCGCACCGACUUAUACAUGUUCGGCUCUGCACCCCAAUGCCCAAUUGUGUAAUGCACUUGCAACGACGCGACGGUCAUCACAUAAGAGGAACAGCCUGCAGAAGCAGAGACUAUGGAGUAGAAGACCGUGCAACUCCCCACGCAUGGGGUCGGCUAGAUGCAGCGCAUUUACCAAUGACAGCGCACACUAUGCCAAGCAAUUGGAAGCCUGCGAGGCAGCUGGGGACUGGCUGAAAGCCGUGGAGCUGCUGGCAGAGGUGCGCGCUCUGAAGCUGGAGCUUCCUGGUGAGGCCUUUGAGCCGGCGGUGAGGCUGUGCUCCCAGAGCGGGCAGUGGCAGAAGGCGGUCAGCAUCCUCGAGCAGGCGCAAGCACAGGGCAGCAUCUCCGGUCCCACAGCCAUCGCUGUGUUCACCACCCUCCUGAGGGAGCGUCAGCCCAAGGCCGCCCUGCAGCUGCUGAAGGACAUGGAUCAGAGGUGGACUGAGGGCGACUCCGAGGCAAGGAGCCGGUGUUACAACAUGGUCGCGCGCACAUGCGCUCGAGGGGGGAUGCUGGACGAGGGCUUAAAGCUACUCAACUACAUGCAGAAAUCCGAAGUGGCCAUCAACCGUGACACGUAUGAAAGCCUGGCGCUGGCGUGCCUGCGAGCGGGGCGGGGGGACCGGGCAGAGGAGCUUUUUGAGGAGAGGGACUACUUGUGAUGUUAAGGAUGUUGUAGCCGUUGAGUUUGAGUUUGAGUUUGAAUUUGAAUUUGAAUUUGCAACACAUCGAAUUUGCAACACAUCGUUUUGAAGUAACUUUCUGUAUGUCGAAACUGAAAGCAACCAACCAGUCAGUUCGCAGCAUCCUGGCAUAAUUGUUUGAAAUGUUUGGCCUGUCGCAGUCCAUCAUGAACAGCAGUCUUAUGGCAUCUGGUGUUAACUUAUUGAACAGGCAC